This is a messenger RNA of Dermacentor albipictus, 1864 nucleotides long. RefSeq lists its product as uncharacterized. The record is from RefSeq and is a predicted model, not a curated record. NCBI's taxonomy places the organism in Eukaryota, Metazoa, Arthropoda, Arachnida, Ixodida, Ixodidae.
AAGGCCGUAGAGCGUAAACCUAUCACAACAAAUCAAUCCCAGUGUGCCUUCGGAUACAAGAAAGCCGCGGUGCUGCUUUGUGCGGUCAACAAGAAAUAGCCCGUUGUAGGUUCGAUCAGCUCGCAUAGGCGCCGAGACUCAUGCCGUCCCUCGAAAAAAUGUUCACCGAAUAUGUAAAGAAGAGAGGACAUUGUCUCAAGCUGUCCGCGCACACCGCGUCCCUGGGAAGCGGUUUGUUGGUGGCCGUGCUCGGGUACUGCCUUCGAGAACGACUUCAAGGGCUUGGCAUCGUGGUAAGACAGGACUGGGAACUGGAAGGGCGACGCGAAUACCUGGUGGGACUGGCCGCCACAACCGUAGUGCUGGGUUUCAUGUGCACCUUGGCCGGCGUUCUUGGUAUCUUGAAUUUGCUGCUGGAUUUGAGUGCCCACAUAACGUUGGACAUCAUCUUCGCAGUCCUAACCCUGGCUGAAGUCGGAGUUGCUUUGGCAAGCUUCAUGCUCAAGACAUGGGUCCGCUCCGACAUUCCGCCCAAAAGAGCCGACUGCGAGGAAGACCUGAGGAACGCCGUCAUUGUGACCGGCAAACUGCUUCAAAUAAUAGGCUUCCUGUUCUUGGUGUCCGCAGUGGCCAAGAGCGUGUGCAUUGUAAUAAACCGGGUAGAGAGCUCAGGAGUCGAAAAUCAUGUCAAUCAUGAAGGAACCAGCAAUACCGAGAAGGAGGAAAUGAACACAGUGAACCAAAUUACCGGGGCCAUGAGCAAAAGUAAUUCCGGGAACAGCAACUUCAACUGCUCGAACUCGCUGUUUGGCCGGCCUCAGUCGCAAGGAAACGGGGAAUCCACCGUGUCGAGCACGACGCGAAUGGAGUCUCUGCCGGUCACGACUAAAGCAACGGUUCAGAUAGCCAGCACCGAAGUGCCCCGAGACGUGUUCAGCGAGGCUACCAUCACUGUGACCUUCCAGCAGAGAUCGUCUGGCGGAGAGCCGAGAUUGGAGCACGCCGAGUUUAGCGGAUACUACGACAACGAGGAAGAGUGUAGCCCGAGCGUCAUCGUUUUUCCAGCAUUGGCGACUGUUCCUAGCGCUCCGCCAGUGCUGUAAAUAUCAGUUAAGGCAAGAAAUAGGCUACCCUAGUAAGGUAAAGUGCCCCACAAGGAAUUGUGAAGCCUUGCUGCGUCCGUUAGAGCCUCCUUGCUCUUGGGCUAGUUUUGAUUGGCGUCUCGCCGAAAAAGAGAAAAAACUAGCCGAAGUUGCGAUGAAAAAUGCGCGUAACGCUGCUGGUACUCUUAGAACCAGAAGAGUCAGGAGACGUUGGGAGCCCGUAUCUUUGUUCCGAAUGCAUUGGCAUUAACUCUGCGAUGUGGAUGCCUAGAUUAUUACGUGUAUUAACCAAUGCUGUGGGAAGACAUUCUGGCUUAAUUGCUCUCGAUACCGGAGGUAUACGAGAGAAGAAGCGUUCACCUGUUGGUGUUUGAGGGAAAUGAUUAAGGCUUAACCAGCCUUGAUCGCCUCAUGUUGGUGUUUUCUAACUCAAAUGCCAGUAAGCGAUCCUUUACGCCAGAAGUAUUGCUCACGUGGCAUGCGUCUGUAAUGUAUAUGCACCUGCUAGGACAACGCAACAAAUCAGUGCCUCCGUUCGACUUUUGGUCUCCAUUCGGCACAGCAACUACUAAGCGACACGAAUGCUGGUGAAUACAGAUGCUUUCAGCAUCUGAAUUAGAACCUUAACACACAAAAUGCGCAUAUUUACUUACUUUCAACAGGUGAUAAAGUUACAUAGGGAAUGUUUCAUGUCUCUGCGUGCGUGCUGCCUGUUUUCAGUGGCACGGCUGGAGUAUUAAAUAAAGACGACAGAACUUUCA